Thamnophis sirtalis is the source of this 949-nucleotide messenger RNA. It is a transcript of the gene MRPS10, whose product is annotated as mitochondrial ribosomal protein S10. Gene Ontology annotation, cellular component: mitochondrial small ribosomal subunit; mitochondrion; ribosome. NCBI's taxonomy places the organism in Eukaryota, Metazoa, Chordata, Lepidosauria, Squamata, Natricidae. Gene Ontology annotation, molecular function: structural constituent of ribosome. Gene Ontology annotation, biological process: translation. The record is from RefSeq and is a predicted model, not a curated record.
AGGGAAACUCCAUGGUAUCUCGGCAAGAGGAAGUUGUGGAAGGGGCGGGCAAGAUGGCGGCGCGAGCGGCUUUGACCCUUCUAAGCCGGCUUUGGCAGGGGCCAGAAAAAAUUCUUGUAGCACGCAAAGUUCCAUUAAAGCAGCAUAACUUUCUUAAAAAUAAUCACUUGAUAUGGAUUCAAUCUUCAAGGGCCAACAAUAAUAUUCAACAGCCCGCAAAGAAUCCGCUGGUAUCUGUUUCUGAUGAGCCAGAUAUAUUAUAUAAAAGACUGGCUAUUUUAGUUAAGGGGCAUGAUAGAGCUGUGUUGGACAGUUAUGAGUAUUUCAUGGUGCUAGCUGCAAAAGAACUUGGUCUCUCCAUUGAAAAAAUAGAAAAGCCUCCUAAAAAGGUAGAAAGAUUAACGCUUCUGAAAUCAGUACACAUUUAUAAGAAGCACAGAGUUCAAUAUGAAAUGAGAACACAUUAUCAGUAUAUAGAGUUAAAGAAUUUAACUGGUAGCACAGCCAAUGUUUACUUGGAAUACAUUCAGCGAAAUCUACCAGAAGGGGUUGCCAUGGAAGUCAAAAAGACCAAAUUAGAGAAACUUCCUGAUCAUAUUCAGAAACCUGUUUGGGAUGACCUGCCUGAAGUAGAAGAAACUACAAUUACAUCAUAAAAACCUGACUCUUUUUUUAAAAAAAUCUCUAUGGGUUAAUUAGGAAAUCAACAUGAAAUACCAUAGUUCUUUUAUAAAAUUACACCGAUUUUGAAAGAGCCCUGUAUCAGGGUACUUACAGGGAAUCUUAUUACUUGACCAAAACAAGUAUUUGAACUUUACAACGAAAGCUUAAAGGUUCAGAAGCAAUUAAAGAAAAAAAGUGGACAUUUCAUCUGUACCAUAAUAUGGCUGAAGAUGUUGAAAAUGAUAGUGUCUCUGUAUAUUAAUAAAACAAAUGUUAUACCAAAUUA